Pyricularia grisea is the source of this 1441-nucleotide messenger RNA. RefSeq lists its product as uncharacterized. Gene Ontology annotation, cellular component: proteasome regulatory particle, lid subcomplex. Gene Ontology annotation, biological process: protein deubiquitination; proteasome-mediated ubiquitin-dependent protein catabolic process. Gene Ontology annotation, molecular function: protein binding; metallopeptidase activity; proteasome binding. The record is from RefSeq and is a predicted model, not a curated record. Lineage: Eukaryota; Fungi; Ascomycota; Sordariomycetes; Magnaporthales; Pyriculariaceae. The coding region runs from base 166 to 1185 and encodes 339 amino acids. The transcript has 3 exons.
AUCUUGAAUGUGCGACCUGACAAACACGAAUCCAAACCACUACUUCAUCCGCCACUCCCAUCGCAACCAGUGCGUCCGCUACUUUCUACGUCCCCAACUUACAGUCCGAAUCAUCGAACAGUCUGCGAAUCCGAACCAUAGGUGCAUUGUGCCCACGCAGCCAACAUGGAACGCUUUCGAAGUAUGAUGAACGGUAUGGGCGGCCAGCUUGGCGCCGCCCCCGGAACGGACAAUUUGCAGUUGAUCGAUAACGCAGAGACCGUCUAUAUUUCCUCCCUCGCCCUCCUCAAGAUGCUGCGGCACGGCCGCGCCGGUGUGCCCAUGGAAGUCAUGGGGCUUAUGUUGGGCGAGUUUGUCGAUGACUUCACAGUACGCGUCGUUGAUGUCUUUGCUAUGCCACAAAGCGGUACCGGAGUCAGUGUCGAGGCAGUCGACCCGGUGUUUCAGAUGAAGAUGAUGGAUAUGUUGCGGCAAACAGGAAGGCCUGAGUCCGUCGUGGGCUGGUAUCACUCACAUCCCGGUUUCGGCUGCUGGUUGUCGUCGGUGGAUAUCAACACGCAGCAGAGUUUCGAGCAGCUCACACCACGUGCCGUCGCUGUGGUGGUUGAUCCGAUUCAGUCCGUCAAAGGAAAGGUCGUCAUAGAUGCUUUCCGCCUCAUCAACCCGCAAUCUCUCAUGCUCGGACAAGAGCCCCGCCAAAGCACCUCCAACCUGGGUCACCUCAACAAACCUUCGAUCCAAGCAUUGAUCCACGGUCUGAACCGUCACUACUACUCGAUAAACAUCAACUACCGCAAGACGGCACUCGAGGAGAACAUGUUGAUGAACCUUCACAAGCAAGUAUGGACCGAGUCUCUGCAGAUGGAUGAUUUCCGAACCCAAGGACAGAAUAACAAGGAGCGCUUGGACCGGUUGGUCAGCUUGUCAGAAGGCUACGAAAAGCGCGUGAAGGAGGAGACGGAGCUCACCAAGGACCAGCUCAAGACGCGCUACGUCGGAAAGCUAGACCCCAAGAAGCAUUUGGAGGACGUUGGACAGCAGCUCAUCGAGGACAACAUCGUCGCCGUAUCAAGACAGAUGAUUGACAAGGAGGCCGCUGUGCUGGAGAAGAAGGCGUCUGCUGUUGGUGCAAGCGGCAAGGGGCGUUCAGAUGAUGAUCAAAUGGAGGUCGAAGAGGACCUAUGAGUUUCCAUGGGAUUGCCAGCUUCUUUGACAGGCAUCAAACACGUUUGGUACGCAAAUUAGAGGCACACACAAGGAUGCCAACCAUCUCGAUAUGCGAGCUAUCAGGGCCGCCUGAGCGGCAGAUACGACGUCGGAUUACGACGGCAUGUACUAGUAGGGUGGGCGGCGUUUGGUUGGUUUAAAGACAGCCUAUUAGAUAGCGCCAGCAUAUUGCGAUGCGCACCGAACUUGUUCCGGUCAGUCCCGGAAACACACC